GAGAGCUCGGGGCUUCGUGACAGAUAUGGCGAACACGAGGUGCGAGGCGUGAGCGAGGGUAGGAGGAGCGAUGAUGGUGCUGUUGUUGCGGGCGCGAGAUCUGCAGGCCGAGUAGGGGGAUGGUGCGAGAGGUCGACGAGGUGCGCGGUGGGGGGAUGCGAAUGUGGAUUUGAUUUAUAUGAUGUGAGGAGAAUUUUUUUACAGGUCGGUAGCGAUGGCGUCUGCCCUUCUGGCCUCGCGCCAUUCUUUCUUCGCGGCGCGAGGGCCUUCGUCGUCGACUGGUUUGGUUUUGGGGGCUUGUAGUAGCGUGGAUUCCUCCGUGUGCACUUCUCCUGCCGAGUUUUGGGCUCGGAAAGCGAUCGGGAGCGGGAAGGGGAGCGGGAAUUGGAGUCAUGAUUCGAGUGCGUCCUUUGUGCGGGUCCGAAGCUCGCAGGAAUUCGGAAAUUCUUGCAGAUUGUCAGAGAGCCGAAGGUGUCCUCUGCCUUCGGGAUUUUCAUUGAGACUGCGGAGGAAAGUUUCAGGGAACCGGUCGAGAAAUUCCUUCGAACCUUCGGAGAAUGGAAGAGAAGGAGCUCCUGCUCGUGCUUAUUUUGGCCAUCGAGAAUCCAUGGCAAGGGAAGACGAGAGUGGGGCCGAAUCCAAGAGGAUUACGCUCCCAAUUUUGGGCGAACUACCAUUUGACGUUCCGGACAUCGGCGAGAUCACGCCGAAGAAAGUCGCCAUUUGGGCAGCGCUCGCAGCUCUCGUGUACGCCACCUUGAAUUUCAUCGCCAGUAGAACCGUAUUCAACCCCAAAUUCUGGACUUACGCGUCGUGGAUUCUGGUCGUGUGGCCGAUGCCCACUGCAGUGAUCCUCGGGCUGGCCUCUCUGGUGACUGCGUUCCGGGUGACGAAGAGGAAACCGAAAGAAUGGGAACAAGUGCUGCUGCUCGUGGGCUCUCUGGUCUGGCUGAUUUUAGUGCCAGUCGGACGAUUCCAGGGCUUCGUCGAUGGCUGGCCCACAAUCCUCUUCUCCCUCUACGCAGGAUUCUUUCUGAUCAGUGCCGUCGUGCGGUACCGACUCUAUGGAGACUUAUCAUCCAAGGCCGAGGACAAGCAGUGGGCCAACACCACGUCCCGCUCAUGGCAAGUUGGGUUCGUUGCAAGUGUGGCUGCAGGUCACUGGCUUGCAGCUUGGGAGGCCCCAUUUCUCGCACUCAGCUGGAAUUUUGGACCCAGAAGUCAGCUGGCUGCAGCAGUUUUAGUUCUGGCUGUGGUCACCCAUUACAAUGCAGCUUAUUAUUUAGGAAAGUAUUUUGACAGAUUGGUGAAGCCCCGUGCUGUGGUGAUGUUCGGACCUUACCGAUGGGUUCGGCAUCCCAUCUAUGCCAGCUACAUGCUGUUGUUCGUGGGUUAUUGUUUAGCACUGAGAUCCUACAAGAGCUUGGUGUUCAUGCUCGCCGCUUGCAUUGCUUAUUACGAGCAGAGGACGAAGAUUGAAGAGGAGCAACUGGUGGAUACUUUCGGGGAACUGUAUACAGGUUACGUAGAACGGGUUCAGAACAAGUACUUCCCCUUCUUAUACUGAUACGGAGCUCGUCAUCAAGACCAAUAAUGUCAACGAAAUGAGAAUUUCAAUGUCAAUUAACAAUCAUUCACAUGCAU
Marchantia polymorpha subsp. ruderalis is the source of this 1644-nucleotide messenger RNA. The record is from the annotation of a GenBank genome assembly. NCBI's taxonomy places the organism in Eukaryota, Viridiplantae, Streptophyta, Marchantiopsida, Marchantiales, Marchantiaceae.